CACACAUGCACACUUACCCCUGCCCAAGUUCCCGCGCGCCCCCGCGGCCGCCUGCGGGAGACUGAGGCGCGCUCGGCUUCCUUCCCUGCGGGUGCGGAGCGGAUCCGCUGUCGCCGGGCGGCGCUGGACCUGCGCGGGAGCCCGAAGGUGCGGCCAGCAUGGAGGCGCUGCUGCUGGGCGCGGGGCUGCUGCUGGGCGCCUACGUGCUUGUCUACUACAAUCUGGUGAAGGCCCCGCCAUGUGGGGGCAUCGCCAGCCUGCGAGGCCGCACGGCCGUGGUCACAGGCGCCAACAGCGGCAUCGGGAAGAUGACGGCGCUGGAGCUGGCGCGCCGAGGAGCGCGCGUGGUGCUGGCCUGCCGGAGCCGGGAGCGCGGUGAGGCGGCCGCCUUCGACCUCCGCCAGGAGAGUGGGAACAAUGAGGUCAUCUUUAUGGCCUUGGACUUGGCCAGUCUGGCCUCCGUACGGGCCUUUGCUACCACCUUCCUGAGCUCUGAGCCACGGCUGGAUAUCCUCAUCCACAAUGCUGGAAUCAGUUCCUGUGGCCGGACCCACGAGCCCUUUAACCUGCUGCUGCGAGUGAACCACAUCGGCCCCUUCCUGCUGACACACCUGUUGCUGCCCCGGCUGAAGACAUGCGCCCCCAGCCGUGUGGUGGUGGUUUCCUCAGCUGCCCACCGGCGAGGGCGCCUCGACUUCACACGCCUGGACCACCCAGUGGUGGGCUGGCGGCAGGAGCUGAGGGCAUAUGCCAACAGUAAGCUGGCCAAUGUCUUGUUUGCCCGGGAGCUUGCCGCUCAGCUUGAGGGCACUGGUGUCACCUGCUAUGCAGCCCACCCAGGGCCUGUUAACUCAGAGCUGUUCCUGCGCCAUGUUCCUGGAUGGCUAUGCCCACUUUUGCGCCCACUGGCUUGGCUGGUGCUGCGGGCACCAAGAGGGGGUGCCCAGACACCCCUAUACUGCGCUCUGCAGGAGGGCAUUGAGCCCCUCAGUGGGAGAUAUUUUGCCAACUGCCGAGUAGAGGAGGUGCCCCCAGCUGCCCGAGAUGACUGGGCAGCUCACCGGCUGUGGGAGGCCAGCAAAAAGCUGGCAGGGCUCGGGCCUGGGGAGGAUGCUGAACCUGAUGAAGACCUGCAGCCUGAGGACCCCGGGACCCCAUCUUCUCUCAGCAGCCCCCACCCUGAGGAGUCCACAGUUUCUGAACCUUACCCCAGCCCACAGAGUCCACCAAAUGUGUCUAAGAUCACAAACCGAAUUCAGAUUAAAGCUGAACCUGAGCCCCAAGCCUAAA
Molecule: messenger RNA, 1290 nt
Organism: Manis pentadactyla (Chinese pangolin)
Lineage: Eukaryota; Metazoa; Chordata; Mammalia; Pholidota; Manidae
Gene: DHRS13
Product: dehydrogenase/reductase 13
Exons: 5
Coding region: 159-1289 (376 amino acids)
Source: RefSeq, a predicted model, not a curated record